UGUAUUUAUGUGUUCACUUGUCUUUGGAGCUGAUGAUUGAUUUGAACCAGUGACGCUGGUGGCUUGCUUUUAUUUUGAAGUCUGACAAGUACUCCGGUGUGCGGCGGUGUGGAGCUGGGCGCUUGACAGACUUCUCCAGCAACGAUUUGUAUUGAUGUGAUCAAAGGCGAGUGAGGUGGAGGCUGACCCGUGGGCGGUCACACUGCGCAAUACCAUAGGGCAAAGUUUGACCUGCUCUGAUCUGCCGCUUGUGACUCGGAGGACUGCUGUGUGCGGCAUGAACCAGGGCUGAGCGCAGGCUCGGGUGGUGCGUAUGUCCAAUAUUAUCUUUAAUGAAUGCUGCCGUGUAACCGCCGUGUUUCAGAACGUACUCUCUGGCGCGGGCCUCUGCCUGUCCACUGCACCGAUCCUAGCCAUGGGUGGGAGUCUGGGUUGCCACCGCUCCAUCCCCAAAGACCCCACUGAUUUCAGCUGCGGCAAGCGCAAAUUCAGCGCCGCCUGCAAUUUCAGCCACAUUUUGGUGAAUCAAGAGCGGCUGAACAUUAACAUCGCCACCGAGGAGGAGCUCAUGACUCUGCCGGGAGUUAAUCGCACAGUUGCGCGGAAUAUCGUGCAGUACCGGGACUGUAUCGGUGGCUUUAAAAAGGUGGAGGACCUGGCGCUGGUAAGCGGGGUCGGGGCCACCAAGCUGGAGGUGAUCAAACUGGAAAUCUGCGUUUCUAGCAGGACCAGUUCUUCCCAACACUCUCCGUCGUCACUGCGCAAAGACUUGGACUCUCAGUUCUACACCGGGAUGAACAUCAACACCGCCACCCCGGCGCAGCUCAUGAGCAUUCGUGGUAUCACGGAAAGGAUUGCAAAGAACGUGGUUUCGUAUCGCGCGGAGCACGGCCCAUUUAAAAGCAUCGAGGACCUGGUAAAGGUGAAGCACAUCAACAGCUCGCUGCUCGACAAAAUCCGGUUCCAAGUUUUCGUGGAGCGCUCCCGGGCACCCUCCACCAACACGAACGCAGGGCUCCCCGGCACCACCAAGUGUCACCCAAGCCCCUCUUCCUUUAGUCUGGGCAGCGACGACUUGGACCUCCCACCUGGAGGUCCGACCCAGAUCGUCUCUGUGCGGCCGAAGGUGGAUCGCCCGCUGGGGCUCCGGGACGGGAAGUCCGUAGUGCGCGUGGCCACCUGGAGCCUGCAGGGCUGCUCGUGCGACAAGGCUAACAACCCGGGGGUCAGGGAGGUGGUGUGCAUGACCCUGCUCGAGAAUGAUAUCAAGUUACUGGCAGUGCAAGACCUGCUGGAGCACGAGGCUAUUGAUAAGUUCUGUGCAGAAUUAAAUCAAGGAACACUUGCCAGUUUACAGAAGUGGAAAUGGCCACGAGGGCUGUGGAAAAGUGUUGUGUCGGAAAAACCCACCGGCCAUUCCAGCAAGGGAGUGAGCUACUCUGGCUUUUUGUGGGAUAGCUCCUCAGGAAUUGAUCUGAAGGAUGCCCUCGUCUUGGAGUCUCCUGCUGUCAAUGGAAAUGGGAGUCAUGUACACCAUCCACUCUAUGUGGCUCACUUUUUAAUUGGUUCAUUUGAGCUGACGGUGGUGAAUGUCCAUAUGCAAGCCCCUGCUUCACCAGAGCAGUCCGGUGGCAAAAACCAAAACUCUGAUGAAGCCAAGUGUCAACGCCUCCCUCCCAGCAUCCAGGGAACACUAAAAGGUGAAAAGGAUCUACUAGUGUUGGGCAAUUUUGGUUGCUCUCCUCAGAGUUCAGAGCUGGACACACUGAGAAAGGAGAAAUUCUGUGCCCUGAUACCAUCCACUCAGUUCACCAACAUCACCACCUGCUCACCACAGGGCACCCGCUGCGUGGACAACAUCUGGGUCAGCCGUUCUCUGCAGAAGAUAUAUUCAGGCCACUGCAUGGUAGUUCGGGAAGGCUUAACUAACCCCUGGAUCCCAGAUAACUGGUCAUGGGGCGGUGUGGCCUCUGAUCACUGCCCUGUGUUUGCAGAAUUUUAUGCAGACCUACCUCCUAAGGAGCUUAGCAGACCUGGUAUGGCAGUGGUGGACAGGGGAGACAUUCUGCCCAAACAUGAGCGGUGACAUCGGCUGCAGCAAAGACAGAACUGAAUGACAUGAAGAUUUUAACCUAUCAGGAUUCUGCUUUAUCUCGGUUUGCUGUGGCGCAGUUUCCUACAGAAUGUGAACAAGUGCCAAGAUUGCCUUUUGGGUUUCAGGUUAUCAAUGGAAAAUCGUAAAUGAGAAAUAUUCAAGCCAUAACAAAUGUUUAGACAAAAAUAUGAUGUAUUUUAAAAGAAAUGUGCCAAACAUUUUAUAUAUGUAUAGAAAAAUAAAAAUAAAUUGAUAGAUGAUCACGGUCUGUACGAACUCUUAUUGAUACAGUUUGAGCACCAUCUGAAUGACCCGGAUCUCUUUGCAGGCGCUGCUGUGUCCUUCAUCUUUUAUAGUUCACUGGAGAGUAAGAUUCAAUCUCAGCUGCUGAGCUCAUGAAAGCUGUGUGCUUAAUUAUACAAGUGAAGCUUGUGUGCAUGUGAACUGCCAUACUUCCCUGAGAAUAACGUUGCCAGGCACAGUGACAUCACAGGGCUUUGCUGCUGCCCUUAAAACUGGUCGUUAACCACCUUCACAAUACUGCUUUUGAAAUUAAACCGCCAAGUAACACACACUUGUGUUAUACUGCUCAGCACGAUGCACACACGGGGUUUUAAAAGCACUGUUUAUGUGCACUGACGCCUUCCUGGGCUGCUGUUGCCGACUGGCUCUUUCUGUUUUGGUACACAGCUGUUCUCUCUCAGCUCCUCUCUCCCUCCAUGUCCUGUGUGCUGCUCAAGCAGGGGAGGCAUGAUCUGAUGAUCCCUAACUGCAUUGGCCAGCCUCCUCUGGCAC
Molecule: messenger RNA, 2890 nt
Organism: Haplochromis burtoni (Burton's mouthbrooder)
Lineage: Eukaryota; Metazoa; Chordata; Actinopteri; Cichliformes; Cichlidae
Gene: eepd1
Product: endonuclease/exonuclease/phosphatase family domain containing 1
Exons: 7
Coding region: 314-2086 (590 amino acids)
Biological process (GO): DNA repair
Cellular component (GO): plasma membrane
Molecular function (GO): DNA binding
Source: RefSeq, a predicted model, not a curated record